Coregonus sp. 'balchen' is the source of this 25452-nucleotide messenger RNA. Lineage: Eukaryota; Metazoa; Chordata; Actinopteri; Salmoniformes; Salmonidae. The record is from the annotation of a GenBank genome assembly.
AUGCCAGUGAAGGGAAAGAGCAGAGUUCUCAUCGGUGAGUUAUUAAAAUCCUCAACAACGUUUUUAAUUGCAAAAAUAAUCAAUGGAAUAUUAUUAUCUCUAAUCACAUUAUUACAUUUUUUGCCUUAUGUCCAACGACUGUUUUAUUCGAUAACCUUAAAGUAACAAUCAAUGUCCUAGCCUAUAUAUUCUCCAAAUACAUUUUAUAAUUUGAAAAGAACGUACAUUGUCUAUGUUGCGCAAAACUAUAUGCUGAAUUUUAUACAUUCCCAUAGUCGCAACUUCCCCAAUUGGCCUAUCACCCACCUGCUGCGUAUCAUUUUGUAGUUUUUUCUGCAUCAAAAGUUUUUUGUCUUUAUCUGAAAUAAAAACAUAACAACAAGUUGAUGAUUCUUCGUGUUGAUUGGCUAUUAUAAACUCUUUUGCGUUUCGCUGAUCUCGUUCUCUCUCCAGCUGCGCUCCUGUUGCUGUGCGCCGGUUGUGAUGGAGACGAGUCGCAGCCCCAGGGAGACUCACCUCCAGCGCACUGUACCACGAGCCUGGAGGUAGGUGCCUAAACUGUGCAUCCGUGGGAUUAUAAUUGACCAAACUGACCGGUCACUCACUAUAGGCCUAUGGCACAUCAGGUUUUGGCCUCAUCCAGGUUUUCAACAGUUAUUAAAUUAGCCAGGAACGCGAAAGGAGAGAGGGCGAACUGCAGCCGGUGACUGUUGCGGCAAUGUACACUCAGUGUACAAAACAUUAGGAACACCUGCUCUUUCCAUGACAUAGACUGACCAGGUGAAUCUAGGUGAAAGCUAUGAUCCCUUAUUGAUGUCACUUGUUAAAUCGACUUAAAUCAGUGUAGAUGAAGGGGAGGAGACAGGUUAAAGAAUGAUUUUUCAGCCUUGAGACAGUUGAGACAUGGAUUGUGGAUUGUGUUUGUGUGCCAUUCAGGGGGGUGAAUGGGCAAGACAAAAUAUUUAGGGCGGCAGGUAGCUUAGUGGGUAAGAGCGUUGUGCCAGUAACCGAAAGGUCGCUGGUUCUAAUCCCCGAGCCGACUAGGUGAAAAAUCUGUCGAUGUGCCCUUAAGCAAGGCACUUAACCCUAAAUGCUCCUGUAAGUCGCUCUGGAUAAGAGCUUCUGCUAAAUGACGUAAAUGUAAAAUGUUUAAACCUUGAGACAAUUGUGAAUGGGCACGGCAAAAUAUUUAAGUGCCUUUGAACGGGGUAUGGUAGUAGGUGUCAGGCGCACGGGUUUGAGUGUGUCAACAACUGCAACGCUGCUGGGUUUUUCAUGCUCAACAGUUUCUUGUGUGUAUCAAGAAUGGUCCACCACCCAAAGGACAUCCAGCCAACUUGACACAACAGUGAGACGCAUUGGAGUCAACAUGGGCCAGCAUUCCUGUGGAACGCUUUCGACACCUUGUAGAGUCCAUGCCCUGACGAAUUGAGGCUGUUCUGAGGGCAAAAGGGGGUGCAAUUCAAUAUUAGGAAGGUGUUCCUAAUGUUUUGUACAUUCAGUGUAUGUCACGCACAGUAAAGAAAGACCCUUAGGUUCUUGUUUAAUUAUUUCUUAUUAAAGUGAAUGGUUGUCGGAGAUUCCAUAUGGAAGCCCAUUACCGCCACCAAUUCUUAUUUUUAUUUUUUAUUUUUUUACCUUUAUUGUAUCAGGGAGUCAUACUGAGACCAAGGUCUCUUUUACAAAUGAACCAUGAAUUACAGAAAUUACAGAAAAUACACACAUCAAAAUAUAAAUACAAAAUGCAAGCAGAAAGAAAAACAUGGUCAUAAAAAACAAACACAUUCAUCAGUAAUAAGGUCCUCAAUAAGCUUUCUGAAUUGCCCUAGAGAGACCAAAACAUCAAAUUUAAGAACACUUUGUAGAUUGUUCCACAAAUAAGGUGCAAGAAAACUGAUUUACCUAACUCAGUAGAGAGUCACUAUAUGCAUUCAAUACUAAUAUCAAGUCAAUAACGUUUUUCUGUAUUACAAUGAAGGCAGAUAGCAUACACAACAGUAUCAUUUACAUUUUUAGAAGACGCUCUUUUCCAGAGCAACUAGGGUUAAGUGCCUUGCUCAAGGGCACAUCAACAGAUUUUUCACCUAGUCAGCUUGGGGAUUAGAACCAGCGACCUUUCAGUUACUGGCACAACGCUCUUAACCACUAAGCUACCUGCCGCCCUAGCAUACAAGUAGUGCAGGUGACAAUUUUUUUACAAACAAGUCAAUAUUGUUAAUGUAAACAGUAAAAUCCAGGAAACCUGAUUUAACACCGUCAGUAGAAUCACAUUGACUUCUAUCUGUCAAGUAAUUUUUAAACCAGUUAUAUGCAGCCUGGUCUAGGCCAAUUGAGGAAAGCCUCUGCAGGGUGCAUGGUGAAUUAGCAGUGAGUGAACAACAGUAUCAAAAGCUUUUGACAGGUCAACGAAGAGGGCAGCACAAUGUUGCCUUUUAUCCAUACAGUUAACCACAUCAUUUAUAACUAGGGAUGCAGCAGAGAUAGUGCUAUGACCUGGUCUAAAACCUGACUGCUGGGUCACUCAAGGACAUUCAGAGACUUGUCCCGAAGCCACUCCUUCAUUGCCUUGGCUGUGUGCUUAGGGUCGUUGUCCUGUUGGAAGGUAAAUCUUCACCCCAGUCUGAGGUCCUGAGCGCUCUGGAGCAGGUUUUCAUCAAGGAUCUCUCUGUACUUUGCUCCGUUCAUCUUUCCCUCGAUCCUGACUAGUCUCCCAGUUCCUGCCACUGAAAAACAUCCCCACAGCAUGAUGCUGCCACCACCAUGCUUCACUGUAGGGAUAGUGCCAGGUUUCCUCCAGAUGUGACGCUUGGCAUUCAGGCCAAAGAGUUCAAUCUUGGUUUCAUCAGACCAGAGAAUCUUGUUUCUCAUGGUCUGAGAGUCCUUUAGGUGCCUUUUGGCAAACUCCAAGCGGACUGUCGUGCCUUUUACUGAGGAGGGGCUUCUACCAUAAAGGCCUGAGUGGUGGAGUGCUGCAGAGAUGGUUGUCCUUCUGGAAGGUUCUCCCAUCUCCACAGAGGAACUCUGGAGCUCAGUCAGAGAUCUAAAAUCAGAGGGGGUAUCAGCUCAUUCCCAUAAGAGCUAACAGGCAUAGGGUCAUCUGGAGUUAUUUGCUGUGCUGAGGCGGGCCGGGUCUGGUUGUGCUGUGCUGUGAUGGGCCGGUUCUGGUAGAGCUGUGCCGAGGCGGACCGGGUCUGGUAGCAUGAGAGGGAGGUUUUAGGGGGAAUUGAAGAGGUAGGUGUGGAAGCAAACUCUGCAUGGGGUCUCUUUGACUGCAUACGGCUUGGGCAUAGCUCAGUGUAUCUGCAUGUAGUUCCUGGUAGAGAAGUGGUGGAGGGAUGUGUCGGGGGCAGUGUUGCUGGCUGUUCUCCAGUCUCUGUGAGGCGCCACCACUUCUUGUGUAGAGCUGUGUGCCAAGCAUUAGGAUCAUCGGUGUAGAACAGAAGGUCUCCUUUUAUUUCCUUGUUCGCUUUUAGGAUGAAGUCUGCCCUCAGAGUCUCUGGGGAUUCUCUUAGCAAUUAAAUAUUUUAAUUAUAAUUUUUCCUGACUCACUUGUAACAUUUUCAGGAUACGUGAUGGCAAGGUCUCUGAAACAAUGCUUAGAGAAUGCAUCCAUCUUCAUCUCCAUGGUGACCUCUUUAAACAAGACUCUGCUCUAGAAUUAUGUACAUGUGCCUCUUGAUGCACCUAUAGAUACAUUCAAUUUUUAAACAAUGCACUUUUAUGAAAAAUACAAAUAAAAAUGUUAAAUGUGUUUUUCAAUGAAACAACACAUUACACAUAAAUGAAGAUACUCUCUCAAUGUUCAGGAUGUUUCUACCUCCUUUCCAAGUGCUAUUUUGCUUGUUUGUUUGUUAGUCUGAAAGCUUGUUUCCCUAUCAAGGCCUGAACUAUCCUCCAGAAAUCCCUCAGAAAUUCCUCUGUUGGUUUUGUGUUUGUUUAUCUAUGUCCUAAUUCUUAUUAUUGUACUUGUUGGGUUUAUAGUCCCCCAAUCCCAUUCCUUCCCUGUGUUGCAUGAUGAUUCAGCAGAUGAGCCUUGAAAGAACCAAGUCGAUCAAUUUCUCAAAAUCUCUCCAAACUAUUUCCACACAAAAAAAAAGUAUCUUCCAAUUCCUCUAAAUGUCGAUACUAUCUCAAUAUUUUGAGAUGCAUAAGUGAAAGUGUUGAGAUACUAUUUUAAAAUUUCAGGAUACUAUCUCAAAAUGUGGAGAUUGUAAAUCAUACAAAUAGGAUUUUUCAUUUGUUUUUAUUUUUAUUUUAUUUCACCUUUAAUUAACCAGUUAAGCCAGUUGAGAACAAGUUCUCAUUUACAACUGCGACCUGGCCAAGAUAAAGCAAAGCAGUGCGAUAAAAACAACAACACAGAGUUACAUAUGGGGUAAAACAAAACAUAAAGUCAAAAAUACAACAAAAUAUAUAUACAGUGUGUGCAAAUGUAGCAAGUUAUGGAGGUAAGGCAAUAAAUAGGCUAUAGUGCAAAAUAAUUACAAUUAGUAUUAACACUGGAAUGAUAGAUGUGCAAGAGAUGAUGUGCAAAUAGAGAUACUGGGGUACAAAUGAGCAAAAUAAAUAACAAUAUAGGGAUGAGGUAGUUGGGCGGGCUAAUUUCAGAUGGGCUGUGUACAGGUGCAGUGAUCGGUAAGGUGCUCUGACAACUGAUGCUUAAAGUUAGUGAGGGAGAUAAGUGUAUCCAGCUUCAGAGAUUUUUGCAAUUUGUUCCAGUCAUUGGCAGCAGAGAACUGGAAGGAAUGGCGGCCAAAGGAGGUGUUGGCUUUGGGGAUGACCAGUGAGAUAUACCUGCUGGAGCGCAUACUACGGGUGGGUGUUGCUAUGGUGACCAAUGAGCUAAGAUAAGGCGGGGAUUUGCCUAGCAGUGAUUUAUAGAUGGCCUGGAGCCAGUGGGUUUGGCGACGAAUAUGUAGUGAGGACCAGCCAACAAGAGCGUACAGGUCACAGUGGUGGGUAGUAUAUGGGGCUUUGGAGACAAAACGGAUGGCACUGUGAUAGACUACAUCCAAUUUGCUGAGUAGAGUGUUGGAGGCUAUUUUGUAAAUGACAUCGGAUUGGAGAUUCUUAAUGUGAGUCUGGAAGGAGAGUUUACAGUCUAACCAGACAACUAGGUAUUUGUAGUUGUCCACAUACUCUAGGUCAGACCCGUCGAGAGUAGUGAUUCUAGUCGGGUGGGUGGGUGCAAGCAGCGUUCGGUUGAAGAGCAUGCAUUUAGUUUUACUAGUGUUUAAGAGCAGUUGGAGGCUACUGAAGGAGUGUUGUAUGGCAUUGAAGCUCGUUUGGAGGUUUGUUAACACAGUGUCCAAUGAAGGGCCAGAUGUAUACAAAAUGGUGUCGUCUGCGUAGAGGUGGAUCUGAGAGUCACCAGCAGCAAGAGCGACAUCAUUGAUAUACACGGAGAAAAGAGUCGGCCCAAGAAUUGAACCCUGUGGCACCCCCAUAGAGACUGCCAUAGGUCCAGACAACAGGCCCUCCGAUUUGACACAUUGAACUCUAUCUGAGAAGUAGUUGGUGAACCAGGCGAGGCAGUCAUUUGAGAAACCAAGGCUAUUUAGUCUGCCAAUAAGAAUGCGGUGGUUGACAGAGUCGAAAGCCUUGGCCAGGUCGAUGAAGACGGCUGCACAGUACUGUCUAUUAUCGAUCGCGGUUAUUAUAUCGUUUAGGACCUUGAGCGUGGCUGAAGUGCACCCAUGACCAGCUCGGAAACCGGAUUGCAUAGCGGAGAAGGUACGGUGGGAUUCGAAAUGGUCGGUGAUCUGUUUGUUAACUUGGCUUUCAAAAACUUUCGAAAGGCAGGGCAGGAUUGAUAUGGGUCUGUAACAGUUUGGAUCUAGAGUGUUACCCCCUUUGAAGAGGGGGAUGACCGCGGCAGCUUUCCAAUCUCUGGGGAUCUCAGACGUUACGAAAGAGAGGUUGAACAGGCUACUAAUAGGGGUUGCGACAAUUUUGGCGGCUAGUUUUAGAAAGAAAGGGUCCAGAUUGUCUAGCCCAGAUGAUUUGUAGGGGUCCAGAUUUUGCAGCUCUUUCAGAACAUCAGCUGUCUGGAUUUGUGUGAAGGAGAAGCGGGGGGGGGCAUGGGCAAGUUGCAGCGGAGGGUGCAGAGCUGGUGGCCGGGGUAGUGGUAGCCAGGUGGAAAGCAUGGCCAGCCGUAGCAAAAUGCUUGUUGAAAUUCUCGAUUAUUGUAGAUUUAUCGGUGGUGAUAGUGUUUCCUAGCCUCAGUGCAGUGGGCAGCUGGGAGGAAGUGCUCUUAUUCUCCAUGGACUUUACAGUGUCCCAAAACUUUUUGGAGUUAGUGCUACAGGAUGCAAAUUUCUGUUUAAAAAAGUUAGCCUUUGCUUUCCUAACUGCUUGUGUAUAUUGGUUCCUAACUUCCCUGAAAAGUUGCAUAUUGCGGGGGCUAUUUGAUGCUAAUGCAGUACGCCACAGGAUGUUUUUGUGCUGGUCAAGGGCAGUCAAGUCUGAGGAGAACCAGGGGCUAUAUCUGUUCUUAGUUCUGUAUUUUUUGAAUGGGGCAUGUUUAUUUAAGAUUGAGAGGAAAUUACUUUUAAAGAACAACCAGGCAUCCUCUACUGAUGGAAUGAGAUCUAUAUCCAUCCAGGAUACCUGGGCCAGGUCAAUUAGGAAGGCCUGCUCGCUGAAGUGUUUUAGGGAGCGUUUGACAGUGAUGAAGGGUGGUCGUUUGACCGCGGACCCGUUACGGACGUAGGCAAUAAGGCAGUGAUCGCUGAGAUCCUGGUUGAAGACAGCGGAGGUGUAUUUAGAGGGUAAGUUAGUCAGGAUGAUAUCUAUGAGGGUACCCAUGUUUACAUAUUUAGGGUUGUACCUGGUAGGUUCAUUGAUAAUUUGUGUGAGAUUGAGGGCAUCUAGUUUAGAUUGUAGGAUGGCCGGGGUGUUAAGCAUAUCCCAAUUUAGGUCACCAAGCAGUACGAACUCUGAGGAUAGAUGGGGGGCAAUCAAUUCACAUAUGGUGUCCAGGGCACAGCUGGGGGCUGAGGGUGGUCUGUAGCAAGCGGCAACAGUGAGAGAUUUAUUUCUGGAAAGGUGGAUUUUUAGAAGUAGAAGCUCAAACUGUUUGGGCACAGACCUGGAUAGUAUGAUAGAGCUCUGCAGGCUAUCUCUACAGUAUAUUGCAACUCCACCCCCUUUGGCAGUUCUAUCUAGAUGGAAAAUGUUAUAGUUGGGGAUGGAAAUUUCAGAAUUUUUGGUGGCCUUCCUAAGCCAGGAUUCAGACACUGCUAGAACAUCAGGGUUGGCGGAGUGUGCUAACGCAGUGAAUAACUCAAACUUAGGAAGGAGGCUUCUGAUAUUUACGUGCAGAAAACCAAGGCUUUUACGGUUACAGAAGUCAACAAAUGAUAGCUCCUGGGGAGUAGGAGUGAUACUGGGGGCUGCAGGGCCUGGGUUAGCCUCUACAUCACCAGAGGAACAGAGGAGGAGUAGAAUAAGGAUACGACUAAAGGCUUUAAGAACUGGUUUCUAGUGCGUUGGGUACAGAGAAUAAAGGGGGCAGAUUUCCGGGCGUUGUAGAAAAGAUUCAGGGCAUUAUGUACAGAAAAGGAUAUGGAAGGAUAUGAGUACAGUUGAGGUAAACCUAAGCGUUGGGUAACAAUGAAAGAGAUAGCAUCACUGGAGGCACCGAUUGAGCCGGUCUCGGCGUGUAUGGGGGGUGGAACAAAGGAACUAUUUGAGGCAGUUUGAGAGGGACUUGGGGUUCUACAGUGAAAUUGUAUAAUAAGAACUAACCCAAACAGCAAUAGGCAAGGCAUAUUGACCUGGGAGAGAGGCAUAAAGCAAUCACAGGUGUUAUUAUAGAGAGCUAAGACAACAACUGGUAAUAGCGAUAAAGUUUGGGCUGAGGCUAAACAGAAUAAACAGGACAGGGUACUGUGUAAAGGAACAGUCCAGCAGGCAACAGCUGUGCAGCUGAGUGAUCAUAAGGUCCAGUGAACAGCAAUAUGUGAGUCUGAGAGCAGUUCAAAUUGGUGCUUCAGCACAGCUAGCAGGAAGCACAGUUGUAGUUUGCGUGUGCUAGCGGGCCGGGGCUGGCAGAUGGAUCUUCGUGGUCGUCGCAACGGGAAGCCUGUUGAAACCACAUCAGACGAUUUGUAACAUUGUGUGGUGAUUUUCAGAGUCCUACAGUGGUGGGGGGGGGAAUUGUUUUCCUGGGGCCCAUCGUUUUUUCUGAUCUGGUGCUAGGCUAACCUAACCAGGUAAAACUCCAGACCCUACUUGUAUGGUAUGACAUACAUAAAUCAGCUGUUUUAUAUGGGCUGUGAUGGGAGCAGAUUUGUCAUAUGGUCAUAUGGUUUAAAAAAAAAACGAAUGGAAAAACUCCUGGCCCUUGGGAGGAUGAAAACAUUGAAACCCUGUCAAACUGCAGCAACCUUGUACUUGUUUAUAAGAAAUAUUUUUAAACUAAACUAACAAGAGACAACAAAUGCGAUUGGACUAUAGAACUAACAGGGCUGAGCUUGUUUUAUGCAGGGUUGCAUAGUACAUGCCUUUGCAUCUGUAAUUAAAAAGUGAUUCAUUCAGUAUGUCAUCACUAUUGUGUUGAUUUAUUAAUUCCAGUCAAUAAUCUUUGACUGAGUCGGUAAUAUCAACAUGUUUCAAGCAGACCACCAUAGUUCAAGCAGACCACCUGUGCCCAAGAACACUAAGAUAACCUGCCUAAAUGACUACCGACCCGUAGCACUCAGGUCUGUAGCCAUGAAGUGCUUUGAGGCUGGUCAUGGCUCACCAUUAUCCCAGAAACCCUAGACCCACUCCAAUUUGCAUACCGCCCCAACAGAUCCACAGAUGAUGCAAUCUCUACUGCACUCCACACUGCCCUUUCCCACCUGGACAAGAGGAACACCUACGUGAGAAUGCUAUUCAUUGACUAUAGCUCAGUGUUCAACACCAUAGUGCCCUCAAUGCUCAUCACUAAGCUAAGGACACUGGGACUAAACACCUCCCUCUGCAACUGGAUCCUGGACUUCCUGACGGGCCGCCCCCAGGUGGUAAGGGUAGGUAACAACACAUCUGCCAUGCUGAUCCUCAACACGGGGGCCCCUCAGGGGUCGUGCUCAGUCCCCUCCUGUACUCCCUGUUCACCCAUGACUGCAUGGCCAGGCACGACUCCAACACCAUCAUUAUGUUUGCAGACGACACAACAGUGGUAGGCCAUAUCACCGACAACAAUGAGACAGCCUAUAGGGAGGAGGUCAGAGACCUGGCCGUGUGGUGCCAGGAUAACAACCUCUCCCUCAAUGCGAUCAAGACAAAGGAGAUGAUUGUGGACUACAGAAAAAAAAGAGGACUGGGCUGUAGUGGAACAGGUUGAGAGAUUCAAGUUCCUUGGUGUCCACAUCACCAACAAACUAUCAUGGUCCAAACACACCAAGACAGUCAUGAAGAGGGCACGACAAAGCCUAUUCCCCCUCAGGAGACUGAAAAGAUUUGGCAUGGGUUCUACAGCUGCACCAUCGAGAGCAUCCUGACUGGUUGCAUCACUGCCUGGUAUGGCAACUGCUCGGCCUCCGACCGCAAGGCACUACAGAGGGUAGUGCGUACGGCCCAGUACAUCACUGGGGCCAAGCUUCCUGCCAUCCAGGACCUCUAUACCAGGCGGUGUCAGAGGAAGGCCCUAAAAAUGGUCAAAGACUCCAGCCACCCUAGUCAUAGACUGUUCUCCCUGUUACCGCACAGCAAGCGGUACCGGAGCGUCAAGUCUAGGUCCAAAAGGCUUCUUAACAGCUUCUACCCCAAAGCCAUAAGACUCCUGAACAGCUAAUCAUGGCUACCCGGACUAUUUGCAUUGUCCCCCCUACCCCACCCCCUCUUUUACGCUGCUGCUACUCUCUGUUUAUUAUCUAUGCAUAGUCAGUUUAACUCUACCCACAUGUAUAUAUUACCUCAAUUACCUCGACUAACCUGUGCCCCCGCACAUUGACUCUGUACCGGUACCCCCUGUAUAUAGCCUCUCUACUGUUAUUUUUACUUAUCUAUUUUUUACUUAACACUUAUUUUUCUUAAAACUGCAUUGUUGGUUAAGGGCUUGUAAGUAAGCAUUUCACUGUAAGGUCUACACCUGUUGUAUUCGGCGCAUGUGGCAAAUACAAUUUGAUUUGAUUUGAGGUAGCCUAGCCACCCGAAGUUUAAUAUAAACCAAAUUUGAUAAAGACAUAGCUUAGGCUAUAAAUACAUGACGUUACCGUUUCGUUUCCCCUGGCCCAGAUGGGUUUAGAGCCAUAGGCUUCUCUAGGCUACAUGCAGCUGUGGUUGUUAUCAGUAGGCUACAGUUGACCAGAUUGAAGCACAGAUUAAUCGUGCACGAUUUGACAAAUCAUGAGGCAAAAUCAGUCUAAACAACAAUACUUUGUCCCUCCUUUCAACGCUUUUGUGUCAAUAUUUUGUAUUAAACCAAAUCAAAAGCGCUGGGGCAAAUGCCAGCUCACCACACGUUUUCCGGCAGCCCUGCUGUGCUGAUCUCUGCAACGUGGAUAGAUGGAAAUCGCCACACAAUGCUACAAAUGAAGAAACAACCUAUAUGUAUGAUCUACUAUACAUUCUUUGGUUGAUGAUAGUAUCUCAAAAUGUUUCCUAACGUAUCUCAAAAUGUUGAGAUAGUAUCAAAAUUUUAUGAAAAAAAUGUGGGUGGCGGGAAUGUGCUUCCGGAAUUCCCACACUGUAAACUUUUCCCUUUAAAUGUACAGCAUUAUACUGGCAGCAAAGUUGCUUAAUACGUCAUUUUGCAUUACAGCAGGGAUGCUGUAAUAUGAUUUACAGUAUUAUUACUGUAUACAGAUUUAUUACUUCAUUAUGACUGUAAUCAUUACAGUAACACAGCUGUAUUAUAAUUACAGUAUUUUGAGUCACUGUACAUUUACAGUGCACUUUUGAGAUCAACAUCACAAACAGUAAACCUGUUUGUGCAUGUAUUUAUCUUCGGUAUUUGUCACGUUCGUUGAGAGACGGGUCAGACCAAGGUGCAGCGUGAAAAGCGUACAUGUUUAUUUAACUCAAAUAAACAUACAACAAAACAAUAAACAACGUAAUGCGAAGUCCUCAGGCUAAACACAUACAAGCCUAACACGGAACACAAACAAGAUCCCACAACACAGGCAGGAGAACUGGCUGCCUAAGUAUGAUCCCUAAUCAGAGACAACGAGCGACAGCUGCCUCUGAUUGGGAAUCACACCCGGCCAAACAUAGAAAUAGAAACAUAGAAUCCCCACAUAGAAAACCCCCCACAUAUAUUCACACCCUGACCAAACUAACUAGAGUCUAAAGGUCAGGGCGUGACAGUCCCCCCCCCCCCCCCCCCCCCCCCCCCAAAGGUGCGGACUCCGGCCGCACAAACCUGACUUAACAGGGGAGGGUCCGGGUGGGCUUCCAGCCUCGGUGGCGGCUCCGGCUCCGGGUGUGACAUCUCCUCCCUUACUGACUCCGCGUUGCACCCCUGGACCGGUCUGGACCUCAACGCGGAGCUUCCCCUCUCAGUCCUCCCACGAUGCACCGAUCCCUGUCUGGACCCUGGUGUGGGAGACUCCGAACCUAGAGAGGGGCUGACGUCUGGACCCGGAGUGGAGCCGCUGACCGGAGCUGAACUGGACACCGGUGGAGCGGACUGCUCUAGCUCCGGAGUGGAGCAGCUGACCGGAGCUGGACUGGACCCCGGUGGAGCGGAAUGCUCUGGCUCCGGAGUGGAGCCGCUGACCGGAGCUGGACUGGACCCCGGUGGAGCGGAAUGCUCUGGCUCCGGAGUGGAGCAGCUGACCGGAGCUGGACCCCCGGUGGAGCGGAAUGCUCUGGCUCCGGAGUGGAGCCGCUGACCGGAGCUGGACUAGGCACCGGUGGAGCCGACUGCUCUGGCUCCGGAGUGGAAAUGCUGACCGGAGCUGGACUGGGCACCAGUGGAGCGGACUGCUCAGGCUCCGGAGUGGAGCAGCUGACUGGUGCUGGAGCAGGCCCCGGUGGAACGAGCACGGGCCGUGCCGGACUGGGGACGCGCACCACUGGUCUGGUGCGAGGAGCAGGCACGGGCCGUACCGGACUGGGAACACGCACCACUGGCUUGGUGCGAGGUGCAGGCACGGGCCGUGCCGGACUGGAAACACGCACCACUGGUCUGGUGCGAGGAGCAGGCACGGGUCGGACCGGACUGGGAACACGCACCACUGGUCUGGUGCGAGGAGCAGGAAUGGGCCGGGCCGGACUGGGAACACUCACCACUGUUCUGGUGCGAGGAGCAGGAACGGGCCGGGCCGGACUAGGAACACUCACUACUGGUCUGGUGCGAGGAGCAGGAACGGGCCGGGCCGGACUGGGAACACGCACCACUGGCUUGGUGCGAGGAGCAGGAACGGGCCGGACUGGGAACACGCACCACUGGCUUGGUGCGAGGAGCAGGAACGGACCGGGUCGGACUGGGAACACGCACCACUGGCUUGGUGCGGGGAGCAGUUACGGGGCGUACCGGGCUGGCGACACGCACCACUGGUUUGGUGCGAGGAGCAGGGACGGGCCGUACUGGACUGGGAACACGCACCACCGACUUGGUGCGGGGAGCAGGUACGGGGCGUACCGGGCUGGCGACACGCACCACUGGUUUGGUGCGAGGAGCAGGGACGGGCUGUACUGGACUGGGAACACGCACCACUGGUUUGGUGCGGGGAGCAGGUACGGGGCGUACCGGGUUGGCGACACACACCACUGGUUUGGUGCGAGAAGCAGGAACGGGCCGUACUGGACUGGGAACACGCACCACUGGCUUGGUGCGUGGAGCAGGUACGGGGCGUACCGGGCUGGCGACACGCACCACUGGUUUGGUGCGAGGAGCAGGGACGGGCCAUACUGAACUGGGAACACGCACCCCUGGUUUGGUGCGGGGCGCAGGCACGGGCCGUACCGGACUGGGAACACGCACCACUGGCUUUGGUGCGGGGAGCAAGUACGGGGCGGGCCGGACUGGGGACCGGCACUGGAGGUCUACGACUGUACCAGUCCUUUACUCUCCGUGCCCAGUCCUCCUCCCAUGAGGACUCCUCCUUGAGCCCCCACGAGUGCAGUGGUCAGGGGCUCUUCUCUAUCGAUCCCCGACCACCCUUUUAGCCCCCCCACAAAAUGUUCUUGGGGCUGUCUCGCGGGCUUCCUCCUCGGCCGACGCCUUCUGUGUUCCUCUCCUGCCUGGGCCUCCUCCCAGGGUAUUUUUCCUGCCAAAAUCUCCUCCCAUGUCCAAAAACUCUUCCCCACCUGUGUCCAGGGUGUCUGCUGCUCCUGGGCACACUGCUUGGUCCGUUGUUGGUGGGAUCUUCUGAGACGGGUCAGACCAAGGUGCAGCGUGAAAAGCAUACAUGUUUAUUUAACACAAAUAAACAUACAACAAAACAAUAAACAACGUAACGUGAAGUCCUCAGGAUAAACACAUACAAGCCUAACACGGAACACAAACAAGAUCCCACAACACAGGCAGGAGAACUGGCUGCCUAAGUAUGAUCCCCAAUCAGAGACAACGAGCGACAGCUGCCUCUGAUUGGGAAUCACACCCGGCCAAACAUAGAAAUAGAAACAUAGAAUCCCCACAUAGAAAAACCCACACAUAUAUUCACACCCUGACCAAACUAACUAGAGUCUAAAGGUCAGGGCGUGACAGUAUUUUUCUGAUGGCAGGCCUAUAGGCUAUGUAGAAUAAUGCUAUUUCACAUUGCAUUGCAGAAGGAUGCAGAAUUGCUCUGAUCAUUUUGUAGGUCUGUUGUAUUGUGUUCCUGAAGAACCUUGUGAAUUUUUUAGAGGGUAAUAAAAAUGAAAUUCUGAUGCCUUAACAUAACUCUGAAAAGAAGACUCUGACCUCAACAAGGUCAAAAUAAUACAAAUGUAUAAGAGAAGAAGGUGGAAACUCACAGGUAGUAGUGGUGAUAUAGCACCACACCCACUAGCCUACAGGGCCUUCAGAAAGUAUUCAUAUCCCUUGACUUAUUCCACAUUUUGGAACAUUCAGUGUCGUUUUGGUAAGCAACUGCAUUGUAUAUUUGGCCUUGUGUUUUAGGUUAUUGUCGUGCUGAAAGGGGAAUUUGUCUCCCAAUAUUUGUUGGAAAGCAGACCGAACCAGAUUUUCCUCUAGGACUUUGCCUGUUCCGUAAAAAAAUAAAAUAAAAUAAAACUCCCUAGUCCUUGCCGAUGACAAGUAUACCCAUAACAUGAUGCAACCACCACCAUGCUUGAAAAUAUGAAGAGUAGUACACAGUGAUGUGUUGUGUUGGAUUUGACCCAAACAUAAGGGCAGCAUGUAGCCAAGCAACUAAGAGCGUUGGGCCAGUAACCAAAAGGUCGCUGGUUCAAAUCCCUGAGCUGAUUAGGUGAAAAAUGUAUCGAUGUGCCCUUAAGCAAGGCACUUAAUCCUAAUUGCUUCUGUAAGUCGCUCUGGAUAAGAGUGUCUGUUAAAUUAUUAAAAUGAAGUAACGCUAUUUAUUCAGGAUAUAAAGCUAAUUUCUUUGCCACGUUUCUUGCAGUUUUACUUUAGUGCCUUAUUGCAAACAGAAUGCAUGUUUUGGAAUUAUUUUAUUCUGUACAGGCUUCCUACUUUUCACUCUGUCAUUUAGGUUAGUAUUGUGGAGUAACUACAAUGUUGUUGAUCCAUCCUUAGUUUUCUUCUAUCACAGCCAUUAAACUCUGUAACUGUUUUAAAGUCACCAUUCAUGGUGAAAUCCCUGAGCAGUUUCCUUCCUCUCCGGCAACUGAGUAAGAAGGACGCCUGUAUUUUUGUAGUGACUGGGUGUAUUGAUACACCAUCUAAAGUGUAAUGAAUAACUUCACCAUGCUCAAAGGGAUAUUCAGUGUCUGCUUCUUUUAUUUUUACCCAUCUACCAAUAGGUGUCCUUCUUUUUGCGAGGCAUUGGAAAACCUCCCUGGUCUUUGUGAUUGAAUCUGUGUUUGAAAUUCACUGCUCAACUGAGGGACCUUGAAUGUGUGGGGUACAGAGAUGAGGUAGUCAUAAAAAAAUAAUGUUAAACACUAUUAUUGCAAACAGAGUGAGUCCAUGCAACUUAUUACAUGACUUGUUAAGCUAUUUUUUACUCCUGAACUUAAUUAGCCUUGCCGUAAUAAAGGGGUUGAAUACUUAUUGACUCAAGGCAUUUCAGUUUUUCAUUUUUAAUCAAUUUGUAAAAAAUCCUAAAAACAUAAUUCCACUUUGACAUUAUGGGGUAUUGUGUGUAGGCCAGUGAGCCAAAAUAUCAAUUUAAUCAAUUUAAAAUUCAGACUGUAACACAACAAAAUGUGUAAAAGGUCAAUGGGUCUAAAUACUUUCUGAAGGCACUGGGUGUUCCUGUCAUACACAGUGUAAAACAUUUUCAUAACACAUGCUUUGAGAUGCAGUCCUCUAAAUAUGACCAAGUCAAAGAGAAAAAGCGGAACUGCUAUUUUAAUAGAAAGUCAACGAAAUGUACAAUUGACAUUCUCGCAUGGCUUCUGGUACUUUCCAAAUUUAAACAAAGUUUGAUGAAUGUCUGACAUUUGUGACCGAACAACUUAAUGAUUAUUCUGAAUACUGAUCUCUAUUCACUUUCAAAAGCCACAUCAUUUUACAGCUGGUCUUCCUCUCUGAUUUUCUCUCCCUGACAUGGUGACAUGUUGUUCUGUGUUCCAGGGAGUGUUGUGUACUCUGUCUGAAGCCCAUCUGAAUGGUUCUGGUCCUACCAGACUAGAGGUCUCUGCUGGACAGAGGCUCCUGAUCAUCAUGCAGAGCCUCCCAGGAGACCCUGUCUGCAGCUGGAGCCGUGGAGCUGACCCAAAAAGGUGUGUGUGUUUGUUGUUUUACCCGGCGCCUCAAGGCCACUGGGUUAUAGUAUUGUUAUUGCAUCCAUAGGGGUGUACUUUAGCAUCCCUGCAGACUUCAUCUAUAGUUGUUUGUCCUGCCAACAGAUGGGGCUAUUCCAUGGCCAUACCACAGACACCUGUGAGUGAUUCUGGAGAGUACACAUUCAGCUGUGAGAGAGGCGGGAUCAACUCCUCUCUGACCCUCUCUCUACUGGUUAGACCUCUGAGUGAGUGACAGCCCCAUGACCCAAUACUCUUUCUAUUUUGGACCUCAAAGCUCCUCAGACUACCCAAAACCAUAUUCACUGCAUCCUCUCCAUCGCUACAAAAUCAUAAUAAAAAAUUAUGUUCUAAACCACACAAUCAUUUGAAAUCAUAUUUAGAUCUACACCACAUUCAUGUCUUAUAUCAGAGUUGUAUCUAUAGCACCAUCUUGAUUCUGAACCACAUUUAAAUGAUGUUUGACACAAAAUUCAUAGCUACGGCUCAUUCUCCCCUCUCUAGGACUCCCCACAAAACCACAGUUGAAAUAUAUCCCUGGGAAAAAAGGCUUCUUACCAGACUUUCAGUGUUCUUCAGAGGGAAACCCCAAGCCAAAGAUCAAAUGGUUCAAUAACCUUGACAAGACUGGGUACGGUCUCACAAAACUUCAAUGAAAAUAUAUAGAAUCGUAAAGAAGUGUCUUCAGGGUAUUGCUUUAGAGUUUUAUAAAGCAAUGGCUAUACAUGAUUUCAAUCUCAGCCAUCAAUAGCAGCCGUACCAUGGUUUCAUUUCUCCUCCGCUCCAACAGAAAAGGAAGUGAUGGGACAGACAUUCCAUCUACGAACAAAGAGAGGGCUAACAACACAGAGAAAAGUACAAAUUACUACAGGACAACAGUUAUGUGCUGUGCUAGCAAUUCUGAAGGAGAGGCGUGUUCUCAACUAUAUGAUUACGGUAAGGUAACCACUAAACAAAAGUCACCAAAUGACAAUAUUACAUUUACAGUACACUAUACAGUGAGCAUGACCAUAUGUGAUUUGCUGUGUGUGCAUCAGAUCUGGACCGUGUCAGUGGUAAGGAUGAUGAGGCUCCAGAGAUCACUGUGAGUCUUGGGCAGCCCCUGCUGCUCAGCUGUCGGCAGAAAAGGGACAGCGCCACACAGUGGCUGACUGACAACCAGGAACCAGUAGGCUUUAUCACUCCGACUAUAUUUUCUUCAAAUUUUAUCAGCCUUCUCUUCACUCUGCUGAAAACUCUUCCACCUUUCCCAUCACGACUUUCUCACUAUAUUCAUGUAAUGCAGAUGGAAUGCAGUAUACAAUCUUUUCCUCCAGAUCCCCAAAUAUCGAUUCACAUAUAAAGAAAUAGAUGUGACCUACCUGUUCAUUGAGUCAGUGAGAGUGAACCACAGUGGAAUCUAUACGUGCUGGAGCAACAAGAACAAGAUGAAAUCCACCCACGUCCAGGUCCUAGGUCAGUUUCCAGGCAACAACACCGAAUCUUCCUCGUUACCUUUGUUUUCAGUCAAACGUUCCCUUUUAAAUGUCUAUCUGUACUUGGUCUUUACUAAUCUGUCAGACAAAUUCCUGUUAUCUAUCCUGAUUCUCUUUUUAUCACCACCUACCUGCCUGUUUUUGCUCAAAAUGUGAUUUACAUGUGAUUUCCUGUGUUGUGUGUCCUCAGAGAAGGGCUUCAUUUCCAUCGACCAGCUCAAUGAGAGCAGUACCAUCUCAGCCCAGGAGAAGCCAGGGUUCUGUCUGCGGGCCCUGGUCUCCUCACACCCUCUCCUACGCUGCCAUUGGCUGGGCCCGGACAGCAGACAGACCCAGUGCCCUGAGCCCACACGGCUCUGGAAGAACAGGUAGAGAACUUCAGAUGGUGUAGACAGAGAUAUGGUUUAGUCUUUGUCCUCCACACACAUCCAUGUAAUUUGGUAUGUUUUAAUGUACCGGUAGUUCUGUUUAUGUGGUUUGAUGAGGUUUGAUGUGGAUACUGUAUAUGAUUCCCUAUGGUUUGAUGUGGAUACUGUAUAUGAUUCCCUGUAGUUUGAUGUGGAUACUGUAUAUGAUUCCCUGUGGUUUGAUGAGGUUUGAUGUGAAUACUGUAUAUGAUUCCCUGUGGUUUGAUGAGGUUUGAUGUGGAUACUGUAUAUGAUUCCCUGUGGUUUUAUCAUCCUUCUCUUUCUCCCCAGGACUCUGGAGUUGUGUAACACUGAGCCAGGAGAGUACCAGUUACACCUGGAGGCUGGGGAGCUGAACCUCACAAAGAGCCUCUCUCUGUGUGUGGCAGGUGAGUGACAGCCGACUGCCCAGACAGAUAAGACUUGUGAUUGUGUGCAUGACUCCUCAUUAAGACACGUGUCCUUCUCCUCUGUCUCUCAGGUACGUCCACCCUCAGUAUUUUACAGAAUGGAGACAGCAUCACCUGUGAGACCAACACCCCCCUCCCCUUUAACCUCACCUGGCGCUCCUGCUCUCUGACCAAUGACAGGUACUAGAUCUAGGCCAGUUUCUCAUGUUAGGAUUCAGUUCUAUAGUGGUAGGCACCAAUAUCGAUAAUUCGAUAUGAUAACGAUAUCAUUUGAUAUCGAUAUGAGCAAGGCAUAUCAUGAUAUCAGUUUAUCCUUGCUGUUAACCUACACUGUUGUGUAAAAGAGCAUGAGUGACUGUUCUUGCAACCCUCUCACAGUCUCUCAACAUAGCAUAUGCCUACUUAACUGCCUGCUGAUGCCAUCACAUGUCUUUACCCUGAUGCGCAACGCUCCCCACCUCUGCUUCGGCGUAACAGCAGCCUAGGGGCGGACAGUGGCGCUGUUUCCCCCUACUGCGGAUUCCAUCUUUAACCUGUGUGUGUUAACCUGUGUGUGUUUACCUGUGUCUGUUAACCUGUGUGUGCUUACCUGUGUCUGUUAACCUGUGUGUGUUAACCUGUGUGUGUUAACCUGUGUCUGUUAACCUGUGUGUGUUUACCUGUGUCUGUUAACCUGUGUCUGUUAACCUGUGUGUGUUAACCUGUGUCUGUUAACCUGUGUGUGCUUACCUGUGUCUGUUAACCUGUGUGUGCUUACCUGUGUCUGUUAACCUGUGUCUGUUAACCUGUGUCUGUUAACCUGUGUGUGCUUACCUGUGUCUGUUAACCUGUGUGUGCUUACCUGUGUCUGUUAACCUGUGUCUGUUAACCUGUGUGUGUUAACCUGUGCUCACCUCCAGCUGUCAGUCAGAGUCUUCAGCCUGGAAGGAGAUCCCUGCCCCUCCCCCGGAGCUCUCUGACUCAGACCAGUUCUGCCAUAAGAGGGUCCUCAGCUCCCUGGACAGUACCGAGGUGGGGGACUUUGUCAAGUGCUGCAUCACAAACUCUGUCCACUUACAGUCACACUGCAGUGAGACACUGUUCAACAUACAACGUAAGUGGUCGGUCAGGAAAAAAUGGUCCUCUGAAAAAUAUUUUACAGCUUUAAAUAUGUUUAAAAUGGAUGUCCCAGUGUGGAACAGAAUUGGUCACAGUAUUGUCAUAGCUGUAGCCAGACAUUAGUUAUAUCUGUCGAUGUGUGUUCCAUCAGCCUCCUCUCAACUCCUGAAAGUGUCCAGUCUGGUCCUGUUGCUGGCUUUGAUGCUGGUCAGCGUGGCACUACUCUACUUCAUCAGGAAGAAGGUACACACACACACAUACACAUACACACACACAAAUGCUCCCUUUUUGUCACACACCUUCCUGAUAUUUCAUGUGUAGAAACCCCAGUAUCAGAGUCAGGUGCAGAUGAUCCAGAUGGUAGGGCCUAAUGACAACGACUACAUCUACAUCAACUUCAAAGACUUCCAGUACGACCAGAAAUGGGAGUUCCCCAGAGAGAACCUGGAGCUGGGUAAGACUGGGGAGAUGUACCAGUGGAAUGACUUAGCCUGACCCAUCUACUUGGCAAUCUCUAGUCUCCAGUACAGCCAGCCUCACCAAUAGUAUUCCCACAAACCCUGUGUUGUGGUCUUUCCCCCCAGGGAAGGAGCUGGGCUCUGGGGCCUUUGGCAUGGUGGUUCAGGCUACAGCCUACGGCAUCAGCAAGCCUGGGGUCUCCCUGCAGGUGGCUGUCAAGAUGUUGAAAGGUACAGGGUUUUACCUGUGUGAUGUUUUACGCUGCUGGCUAAGUGUUGGUGUUUGCUGAAGACACUUUUGUCAUACUAUUUUACCCUGCACCAGUGAAGUCUCUCAGGUCAUUGUUGAGUGUUAACGUUUGUCCAUGCAGAGAAGCAUGAGGCAUUGGAGAAGGAGGCUCUGAUGUCAGAGCUGAAGAUGCUGACUCACAUCGGACAGCAUGCCAACAUUGUCAACCUGCUGGGGGCGUGCACUGGCUCAGGUACGACAGCCAAUCAUAGGCUCAGAAACAAGCAUCUGGCAGAAAUAACAUAGAACUAACUAGGUCAUGUAACUGCUAAGGGCCAAGAUAUGUUUAGAUAUUGUAUUGAAAUGAGUCCAUGUGUAUGUAUGUAUUGUCUGUGUCUGUGACUCUGUGACUGUGUGUGGCUCUGUGACUGUGUGUGACUCUGUGAGGCUCUGUGACUGUGUGUGACUCUGUGACUGUGUGUGACUCUGUGACUGUGUGUGGCUCUGUGUGGCUCUGUUACUGUGUGUGGCUCUGUGACUGUGUAUGACUGUGACUGUGUGUGGCUCUGUGACUGUGUGUGGCUCUGUGACUGUGUGUGACUGUGUGGCUCUGUGACUGUGUGUGACUCUGUGACUGUGUGUGGCUCUGUGAAUGUGUGUGGCUCUGUGACUAUGGGUGGCCCUGUGACUGUGUGUGACUCUGUGACUGUGUGUGGCUCUGUGACCGUGUGUGGCUCUGUGACUGUGUGUGGCUCGUGACUGUCUGACUUGUGUGCCUGUGACUGUGUGUGAUCUGUGACUGUGUGGGCUCUGUGACUGUGUGUGGCUCUGUGACUGUGUGUACGAUGUGAUGUGUGGCUCUGUGACUGUGUGUGGCUCUGUGACUGUGUGUGGCUCUGUGACUGUGUGUGGCUUGUGUGGCUCUGUGACCGUGUGUGGCUCUGUGACUGUGUGUGGCUCUGUGACUCUGUGUGGCUCUGUGACUGUGUAUGACUCUGUGACUGUGUGACUGUGUGUGUGACUCUGUGACUGUUUGUGGCUCUGUGACUGUGUGUGGCUGUGACUCUGGGUGGCCCUGUGACUGUGUGUGACUCUGUGACUGUGUGUGGCUCUGUGACUGUGUGUGACUCUGUGACUGUGUGUGGCUCUGUGUGGGUCUGUGACUGUGUGUUGCUCUUUGACUGUGUGUGACUCUGUGACUGUGUGUGGCUCUGUGUGGGUCUGUGACUGUGUGUUGCUCUUUGACUGUGUGUGCCUCUGUGACUGUGUGUGGCUCUGUGACUGUGUGUGGCUCUGUGACUGUGCAUGGCUCUGUGACUGUGUGUGGCUCUGUGUGGCUCUGUGACCGUGUGUGACUCUGUGACUGUACGUGGCUCUGUGACUGUGUAUGACUCGUGACUGUGUGUGGCUCUGUGAUUGUGUGUGGCUCAGUGACUGUGUGUGACUGUGUGGCUCUGUGACCGUGUGUGACUCUGUGACUGUGUGACUCUGCAGGGCCCACGUACCUGAUCUUUCAGUACUGCUGUAACGGGGACUUGCUGAACUACCUGAAGAACAACAGAGAGCUCUACCACAAGUCUCUGACCGACGCCUUCACCAGGGACCGCUUCAGCAGACUUUACCACAACCUGCCCAAGAGGAGCUCCAGGUUGGGGGGAGGGAUGGGGUGAGGUUAGUGUAGGGGUGUCAAGGUUGAGUUUAAUUCAGAAACGGAAUUGUAGGCUACUCUCAUGGUGAAGUAGGGGUAUGAUUGUGAGGGUUAAUGUACUAAUGUUGGUCUGUGUCCUUCUUAGUGAGUUCCAGAGGCCAGUGGACAGCAUGUACGUCCCCAUGUCCCCCACCACCAGAGGGCAAGAGAGCAUCGCCCUGAUCAGCCUCAACUCUUCUCCAAUGAGCACCUCUGAUGGUCAGUGUGGGGUAGACACACACAUUCCCACAUACACAAACACACACACACACACACAAAUUAAGAAAUAGGCUUGCUUACUUGUACAGCAGCACAGUUAAAAAACGUCUGUAGGAUCUCUCCACUGCUGUCCAGUGGAUCCCAUUGAUCCAGGUUGAUCCCAGAUGAUCCCAGCUGAUCCCUGUUGAUCCCUGUUGAUCCCAGCUGAUCCCUGUUGAUCCCAGCUGAUCCGUGUUGAUCCUUAGGUCCAGGGAUCUAUGAGGAGUUAGAGAAGCUGCAGGAGGAGGAGGAGGAGGAAGAGGAGGCGUUGACCUACAACGACCUGCUCAGCUUCUCCUAUCAGGUGGCCAAGGGCAUGGACUUCCUGUCCUCCAAGCACGUACGUGGAGCAACAACACUGCCCAUUGCAAACGACACACUACACAUAGCACCAUAUUAACUUCACCAUGGCCCCUCAGAAUUAUACAAGCCUGUGCUCAUGCAAUACAUCGUAAUACUCCCUGUACCCUACAUCAUCACACCCUCUCUGUGUCCUGGGUGUGUGUAUCUGUCUCCAGUGUAUCCAUCGGGACCUUGCGGCCAGGAACGUGUUGGUGACUCAGGGUGGACUAGUAAAGAUCGGAGACUUUGGACUGGCCCGGGACAUCGACAACGACUCCAACUACGUAGUGAGAGGAAAUGUAAGGACUAUACACAGGAGGGAGUGUUUGGGUCAUCACUAGUUAGCAGUGCUUGACUUGGGCAGGAGCUCACCGGAGCUGAAUAACGUCAUCUUCAAUUUUCUACUGCUUGAGCUCCUGUUCCGCUUGUAGAAUAUUAGCUCAAAAGUAUUGUGGAGCUCCUGCACCUAAAUAUAAACUGAACCGGCACCCAAAAUGAGUACCGUCACCUAUUUCAGUCCAAGUCAAGCACUGCUAGUUACAUUUACAUUUUACAUCAUUUAGCAGACGCUCUUAUCCAGAGCGACUUACAAAUUGGUUACCACAUACACCCUGCCUAUUUCUACAAUGGAUCUUCUUAAAAUGGGAUUUUAAACCUAAACUUAACCACACUGCAAACCUUAUGCCUGACUCUAACCUUAAAUUAAGAAAUAAUCCUGAUUUUUUACAAUGGCCAAUUUUGACUUUAUGGCUGUGCUAUAUAGUGGAAACCGAGUGUUUGUCUGUAUUCUACAAAUUCUCUGUUGUGUCAGUGACAGAUGUGUUCUAAGAAUCCAGUGUCGGUGUGUGUGACUGAUGUGUGUGUGUUGUGUUGCAGGUGCGUCUGCCAGUGAAAUGGAUGGCUCCAGAGAGUAUCUUCCAGGGGAUGUACACCAUGCAGAGCGAUGUCUGGGCCUAUGGUAUCCUGCUGUGGGAGGUCUUCUCUCUGGGUAGCCACAUAAACAUACCUACUCUUACUUUUUAUUGUAUUAUAGGGUGUCUGGGUAUGUUUGGGAUGGGGGUGGGGUGGAAUGGUUCAAAAAGCAUACGUUUGUUCACAAAAGAAUAAGCAUAUCCACUGAAUACACACUGGUUGAAUCAACGUUGUUUCCACAUUGACGUCGAACCAACGUGGAAUAGACGUUGGAUUGACGUCUGUACCCAGUGGGUAAGUUCUUCACGCACACACUGUGUGAAUUUGGUACUGGCCACUGAUCCUGUAUAUUUCUUUCUUGUUUCUUGUGGGUUUUCUUUGUUAUACUAUUUUGAUAUUUAUUUAAUAAUGCACUGUUGGGAAAGGCUUGCAAGUUAAGCAUUUCACUGUACUUGUGCAUGUGACAAAUAAAACUUGAAGUAUUCCCUGCAUCUUUCUGACAUAGUGCAUGACAUUGACACAGUAUCUUAGCAACUUUCUAUCCCAGUCUAUACGUACAGUGCCUUCAGAAAGUAUUCACUCCCCUUGACUUUUCCACAUGUUGUUGUGUUACAGCCUGAAUUUAAAAUGGAUUACAUUGACAUUUUGUGUCACUGUGGAAUUAUGUUUUUCAAAAUUUUUACAAAUUAAUAAAAAAUGAAAAGCUGAAAUGUCUUGAGUCAAUAAGUAUUCAACCCCUUUGUUAUGGCAAGCCUAAAUAAGUUCAGGGGUAAACAUUUAUUUGCUUAACAAGUCACAUAAUAAGUUGCAUGGACUCACUCUGUGUGCAAUGAUAGUGUUUAACAUGAUAAUCUCUGUACCCCACACAUACAAUUAUCUGUAUGGAAUACAGUCGAGCAGUGAAUUUCAAACACAAAUUCAACCACAAAGACCAUGGAGGUUUUCCAACGGCUGGCAAAGAAGGGCACCUAUUGGUAGAUGGGUAAAAAUUAAAUUAAAGCAGACAUUGAAUAACCCUUUGAGCAUAGUGAAGUUAUUAAUUACACUUUGGAUGGUGUAUCAAUACACUCAGUCACUACAAAAAUACAGGUGUCCUUCCUAACUCAGUUGCCGGAGAAGAAGGUCAAGGAUUUCACAAGGCCAAUGGUGACUUUAAAACAGUUACAGAGUUGAAUGGCUGUGAUAGGAGAAAACUGGGGAUGGAUCAACAACAUUGUAGUUAUUCCACAAUACUAACCUAAAUGACAGUGAAAAGAAGUUAGCCUGUACAGAAUAAAAAUAUUCCAAAACAUGCAUCCUGUUUGUAAUAAGGCACUAAAGUAAAACUGCAAGAAAUAUGGCAAAGCAAUGAACUUUAUGUCCUGAAUACAGAGUGUUAUGUUUGGGGCAAAUCCAACACAACACAUCACUGAGUACCACUCGCUGCCCAAGGUGCUUCUACAAAGUAUUGACUCGGGGGUGUGAAUACUUCUGUAAAUGAGAUAUUUCUGUAUUUCAUUUUCAAUUCGUUUGCAAAAAUGUCUAAAAACAUGUUUUCAUUUUGUCAUUAUGGGGUAUUGUGUGUAGAUGGGUGAGAAAUGUUUUUAUUUAAUCCAUUUUGAAUUCAGGCUGUAACACAAUAAAAUGUGGAAUAAGUCAAGGGGUAUGAAUACUUUCUGAAGGCACUGUAUAUGUGAUUUGCUCUCUCUCAGGUGUGACCCCCUACCCGGGGAUAAAGGUGGACAACAACUUCUAUGUGAUGAUAGAGAGAGGUUUUAAGAUGGAGCAGCCAUACUACGCCAGUGAAUCUGUGUACGUAUCCACAACCGCUCUGCACCUACAUCUAGAACUUUACAUCAUACACAUUUCAUUACCAUCAAAUAUAGGAACUGUAAAAUUGGUUUUAUCCCCCCUUCCUCCCUUCCUCCCUCCUGUAGGUAUAUGACCAUGUGUAAGUGCUGGGCCUUGGAGCCUCAGGACCGCCCUCACUUCUCCAAGCUAGUGGCCUUCAUGGACGACCAACUGGCCGACAUGGAGGAGAAGGUGAGGCUCAAACAACACAACAAGCCUCAAUGUAGACAAGCCUCAAUGCACAGCAUUCCAUUAGAAUCAUGAUUUCUUGUGAUUUAUGACUAUGCCCCUUUCUCUCUUAGCUCUACCAUAACAUAUUGGACAAGAGCUGCAAUCAUGCGUUAUACCAGAAUGCACCAGUGAAAUAUGAUCUCUCAGCCUUGGCCAAAGAAAAUAGUCUUCAAACACAGUCACAGAACCAAUACUGCAAGACCCACUCCACUGGAGAGGCCCCAACAACAACAACAACAACAACAACACUGUCUGACAUGGAUGCCAUGGAGACUGAUGAUGAUGACAAACCUCUGAAACCACGUCAGUGA